Molecule: messenger RNA, 6628 nt
Organism: Lepus europaeus (European hare)
Lineage: Eukaryota; Metazoa; Chordata; Mammalia; Lagomorpha; Leporidae
Gene: SAMD9
Product: sterile alpha motif domain containing 9
Exons: 4
Coding region: 529-5298 (1589 amino acids)
Cellular component (GO): cytoplasm
Molecular function (GO): protein binding
Source: RefSeq, a predicted model, not a curated record
AAAUCUUAAAAAAAAAAAAAAAAAAAAAAAAAAAAGCGGAUCUGAGGGAAAAGUCUCUUCAAAACACAGAGAUCCAGGAAAGCGAAACUGAAGCUUCAGGCACCUCCCCUCCGUAGGCACCACACCCCGGUGAUGCAGGCGAGGGUUGGUAUUGAGGAAGCAGAAGGUAAAGGAACGUCCAUAAAACGGGGCUAAAAACAUGUUUGUCUCACACUGUUUUGAAUGAACGCACAGACAUCAGAUGCUUUCUUCCUCAAAACAGAUGACUCUCUCCUCACCUUGUAGCAGAGACCUGUAAAGCAACCUGAGCAAAUUAUAAAGAGAAAAUUCAUUUAACUCACUUUUUAAGAAGGCAUUAAAUCUUCUGGAUUUUCCAUCGUUGUGGGAUUAUAGAGGAGCAUUCCCCUUUGAUUGUGCAAUUUCAAGAACUGGGUUUUAGAGGUCUGUCCAAAGUGGUUCAGCAGAUACAAGAGGCCCUGUAAAUGCUAUACACUUGCUGUCAUCAGAGAGAUACAAAGGAAUAUCAGCAUGGCAGAACAACCGAAGCUUCCAGAAAACACAGAUGACUGGACAAAAGAGGAUGUAAACAGGUGGUUAGAAAGCCAUAAGAUCCACCAAAAACACAGGGACAUCUUGGUUGCACAAGAUGUGAGUGGAGCAGUCUUGAAGUUUUUAAAGAAAUUAGAUCUUAUUGAAAUGGGCAUAACACAUGGACCAGCUGUCCAAAUAGAAGGACUGUUCAGAGAAUUGCAGAAAACAUCUUCUAAAGACCCUAUUCGGACAUCGGAGCAGAAAAAAGACAGUAAACAUGUUAGUAAAAAACAAGAAUUGGUCCAAAAGGAAAACAGAGACACUUCAAAGCAAAAACGAAAGAAUAAAGAGAACUCAGAUCCGGCGGAUAAUUCUGCUGUGAGUCCAGGUGAGAGAGAGUCUAAGUCACCAAAAACUGAGCUCACGGAAGAUGAAAGAGGAGACACGAAAGAAAAGCUGCCAGCCAAAGAACCAUCAUGUCGGUCACAUCCUUUUAAUAAAUUUGAUGAGCAAUGGCAUUACAAACUCCAUUUUAUUCUACAGCCUGAGACAGGACCACACAAUCUCAUUGAUCCAAUACAUGAAUACAAAGCCUUUACAAAUGCAGAAAAAACCACAGAAGAGGAUGGGAAAAUGAAAUUUAGCAAUGAGGUUUUCGAAUUUGCUUCUGCUUGCAUGAAUUCACGUACCAAUGGCACCAUUCAUUUUGGAGUGAAAGACAAACCCCAUGGGCAAAUUGUUGGUGUGAAACUCGCCAGUAUCACCAAGAAUGCUCUCAUUGACCACUUCGAUAAGAUGAUACCCAAGUAUUUUGAAGAGCAUCAAGUUCAACAAGCAAAGAGUUGCAUUCGAGUGCCAAGAUUUGUGGAAGUUUUACUCCCAGAUAGUACUGUGUCUGACAGGUUUGUUAUUGAGGUAGAUGUCAUUCCACAUUACUCUGUAUGUGGACAUGACUAUUUCCAGAUUAAAAAGCAAAUUUACAACAAUGACAACAAAAAGUGGGAACAAAGUUCAAAAUUCUCAGUCUUGGUGCGAGAUGGGGCCAGAACUGUGAACAUCGUGAAAAAUAAAACAGAUUUCAAAAUGUUCAAAUUAAAUUUAAAAACGUUGGCAGAGUCUAGGAAAGAAGCAGAAGACAAUUGCACAGCCAAAACAAACAACAGGCAUGAAGGGUUCAGGCUGGUUGAACUGUUGACAGGAAACCAGGAUUUGUUAGAUAAUUCAUACUAUGACUGGUACAUUCUUGUGACAAACAAGUGUCAUCCAGAUCAAAUACAAUAUUUGGAUUUUCUAAAGGAAAUUAAGUGGUUUGCUGUGUUGGAGUUUGAUCCUGAAUCUGAAAGCAAUGGAGUAGUCAAAAGUUUCAAAGAAAGCAGACUGGCAAACCUUCACUUUCCAAGUCAAUAUUCAGAAGGGAAAACCACAACAAAUGAGAUGAUUUCCACUCUGAAUCUCUACCAGCAACCAAGCUGGAUUUUCUGUAAUGGCCGGGUAGACCUUGGCACUGAAAAGUAUAAACCCUUGGAUCCAAUUUCCUGGCAGAGAGAGAGAGCAUCUGAAGUCAGGAAACUGAUUUCGUUUCUGACACAUGAAGAUAUAAUGCCCAAAGGAAAGUUUUUGGUAGUAUUUUUACUACUCUCCCCUGUGGACGACCCAAGAGACCCCCUCAUAGAGACGUUUUGUGCUUUCUACCAAGACCUCAAAGGAAUGGAAAAUAUACUGUGUAUUUGUGUGCAUCCACAAAUAUGUCAGGGAUGGAAAGAUCUGCUUGAAGCAAGAUUAACAAGAGAGCAAGACGAAUUGUCAAACCGGUGUAUCUCUGCUUUAAAUCUUCAAGAGAUAAACGGCACAAUUCUUAAACUAAAAUCUGUCACUCAGUCUUCAAAGAGAUUUUUGCCAUCUAUUGGUUCAUCUACUGUCCUGCUGAAAAAGCAAGAAGAUACCAUGACUGCUCUGGAAAUUCUCUGUGAAAACGAAUGUGAAGAUACACUCUUAAAGGAUGACAAAAAGAAAUUCCUUGAAUUCAAGGCAUCAAAAGAGAAAGCUUUCUAUCGAGGUGGCAAAGUCUCAUGGUGGAACUUCUAUUUUUCUUCCGAAAAUCAUUCUUCAGCUUUUGUCAAAAGGGAUAAAUAUGAAAGACUUGAAGCAAUGAUUCAAAACUGGGCAGACUCUUCUAAGCCAAUAUGCGCCAAAAUUAUCCACCUGUACCAUCAUCCCGGUUGUGGGGGGACCACCUUGGCUAUGCAUAUUCUCUGGGAACUAAGGAAGAAGUUCAGAUGUGCUGUGCUGAAAAAUAAGACCGUGGAUUUUUCUGAAAUUGGAGAACAGGUGACCAAUUUAAUAACCUAUGGGACAACCAACCAUCAGGAAUACUUACCUGUACUACUCCUUGUUGAUGAUUUUGAAGAGCAAGACAAUGUCUUCCUUCUGCAGUCUUCUAUUCAAACAGCUGUAGCUGAAAAGCACAUUCGAUAUGAAAAACCUCUAGUGAUCAUCCUAAAUUGUAUGAGAUCACAAAACCCCGAAAAAAGUGCAAAGAUCCCAGAUAGUGUUGCCCUGUUACACCAACUGUCUCCCAAAGAACAGAGAGCUUUCGAGCUUAAAUUGGAAAAGAUCAAAAAAGAGUACGAUAACUUUGAAGACUUUUAUUCCUUCAUGAUCAUGAAAACAAACUUUGAUAAAGAGUACAUAGAAAAUGUUGUCAGAAAUAUCUUGAAAGGGCAGGAUCCUUCCACCAAGGAAGCAAAGCUCUUCUCUUUUCUGGCUCUUCUUAAUUCAUACGUGCCUGAUACUACCAUUUCACUGUCACAGUGUGAGAAUUUCCUAGGAAUUGCAAAUAAGAAAGCUUUCUGGGGAACAGAAAAACUUGAAGAAAAGAUGGGCACCUAUUCUACAAUUCUGAUAAGAACAGAGGUGUUAGAAUGUGGGAUGUACUGUGGAGUGCGUAUCAUUCAUCCGUUGAUUGCAAGUCUCUCAUUGGAAGAAUUGAAGAACAGUUAUGGCUUGGGUAGAAGUCAGAUGAUGCUGGAUAUGCUAACAGAAAAUUUGUUCUAUGAGACUGGUAUAGGGAAAAGCAAAUUUUUGCAAGAUGUGCAGACACUGUUGCUCACAAGACACCGUAAUGAGCGUGAAGAUGAAACAGGAAAUUGGUUCUCCCCAUUCAUUGAAGCAUUACAUAAAGACGAAGGAAAUGACGCAGUUAAGAAGGUUUUAGAAAAAGGUAUCAGUCGGUUCAACAAAAACGCAUUCAUUCGCCAAGCCUUGGCAAGACAUUUCUACAUUAAAGAGAAGGACUUCAGCAAUGCUCUACAUUGGGCGAAAGAAGCAAAAAAAUUAGAACCCUACAAUUCUUAUAUCUCAGAUACACUGGGUCAAGUGUACAAAAGUAAAUUAAGAUGGUGGAUAGAGGAUAAUGGGCGAGGCAAUACCAUUUCAGCUAAUGAUCUCACUGACCUUUUGCAAUUAGCGGUACAUGCAGCAGAAGCAUUCAAAGAAUCUCAACGGCAAAGUGAAGACAGAGAAUAUGAAGGGAAGGAGCGCCUGUACCAGAAGUCAAAGAGGAAGUAUGAUACUUACAACAUAGCCGGUUACCAAGGAGAGAUAGAAGUGGGACUCUACACAAUCCAGAUUCUCCAGAUCAUCCCUUUCUUUGACAAUAAAAAUGAACUAUCGAAAAAAGAUAUGGUCAAUUUUGUCUCAGGAACUAGUGAUAUUCCAGGGGACUCAAACAAUGAAUUUAAGUCAGUCCUCAAGAAUUUCAUUCCUUAUCUAACCAAUUUACGAUUUUCUCUAAAAAAGUCCUUUGAUUUUUUUGAUGAUUACUUUGUCCUUCUAAAGCCAAGGAACAACAUCAAGCAAAAUGAAGAGAGCAAAACUCGGAGAAAAGUGGCUACAUGUUUUAAGAGGUAUCUAGAUAUAUUUGGUCCCUCAGUGGAAAUAUCGAACAAAGGUCUUGGAUCAAAGAUCAGUUUGUCACUUCAAGUACAGGAAUGCAGGAGAAGCCUAGAAGCUUUAAAAGCAGACAAGUUUUCAGGGCUCCUGGAAUAUCUUGUCAAAAGUCAAGAACACGCAAUAAGCACCAUGGAAAAUAUAGUGCAUAAGUACACGUUUCUCUUUGAACAAAGCACUGAGAAAAUCCAGCCAAAGGAAAAGCAAAAUUUCAUUUUAGCCAACAUCAUUCUCUCCUGCAUUAAACCGACCUCCAAGUCAGUGAAGACAAUUAAAAAACUGAAAGAUCAGCUUCAAGAAAUUUUGCAACAAGUAGGCCCGAAUUGCCGCUUUUCAGAACCUUAUUUCCUAGCUUCGCUCUUAUUCUGGCCAGAAAACCAACAACUGGAUCAGGAUUCUAAACAAAUGGAAAAGUAUGCUCAGUCGCUGGAGAACUCUUUCAGGGGGCAGUAUAAACACAUGUUUCGUACAAAGCAACCCAUUGCAUAUUUCUUUCUUGGAAAAGGUAACAAUAUGAACAGACUUGUCCACAAAGGAAAAAUUGAUCAAUGCUUUGAAAAGACACCUGAUAUUAAUUCCUUGUGGCAAAGUGGAGAUGUAUGGAAGGAGAGAAAAGUCCAGGAACUUCUGCUUCGUUUACAGGGUCGAGCUGAAAAUAACUGUUUAUAUAUAGAAUAUGGAGUCAGCGACAAAAUCACAUUACCCAUCACUCCUGCUUUCUGGGGUCAACUUAGAAGUGGUAGAAGCAUAGACAAAGUGUCUUUUUAUCUGGGAUUUUCCAUUGGAGGCCCACUUGCUUAUGAUAUUGAGAUCAUUUAAGAGCCUAAUCUCCUCUCCCCCGGGAAUGUGGUCUCAGUACCACCAAUUUUGUUUUUUAAAUCCAAGACCUAUUGUAUAAAUUUGUAGAUACAGCCCCAACAGCUUUUCAGGCCUGUCCACUUCUGCAUCGUAUGAGUCCUAAAAAGACUCUGGUGAAGGAAAGGGUGAGAGAUGUGGAAAGGAGCAGUCCUCUUCCCUGGUUUGUUUAACACCACCAAGGGAAAAAUAAUGAAGUCCUAAGGAUGGAAUAAGGAGAGGUAAAUGUAGUAAGCUGGCCAUACAGGACCUGACCACUUCCCCCAAUCACUCCGCCAACACAUGGACUAGAAGCUUGGCUACUUUCCUAUCAAGAGUGAAGUUUUUCAGAACAGGGAAAAAUAGUCAUAGUUCUAAGACAUUAAAAUGUCUGGAAAACAUUUCAUGAAAAAAGUAAAAUCCUUUCACUUUGAGGAGCAACAUCUGUUCUUACCAAGUAUGGCAUAAAGGGAUCAUCUCCAUGACAUCUUUCAAAACAAGACCAACCAAAUAGCUGAAGGUAAUACACUCAUAAGUCCCUCCUCCAAACAAACAAAUCAAACACAGAUACCCAGACUCCAAAGACUACUGAGCAAAAAGGACUACUGUGAAAAGACCAAUGAGCCCUCUACCCACAGAAUCCCCAUGUACUGGGAAGAACUGUGUACUGAAGAAAUCAACCAGUGAGGUAUAAUUAAAAUGUAAUUUCCCCUCAUAAAAUUACGGAUAUGGACAAUUGUCACUAACUGCCAAAAUCAUUAGAAAGUAAGCCGAAAGAAGCAACGUUGGAAGAGAUGAAACAGCUUGUCCUGAAUUCUGAACGAUAUUGGCAUCAGAGUGAAAGAAUCUGAUGCUAGAGGUCUAGAAGUACUAGAGGAACACACACAGUAUCUGUGAAACAUGAGCCAGAUAAUUAAUCCUGAAUUUCAUCAAGCCUCUGGAUCUUACUUCCCACUUCGAAGAAACACAAGAAAAGAAUCAUGUUAAACACCAACAUAAAAAUGUAGUCAACAAUAUCCAGAAAAAGGAAACUCAAAAGACAGAUGAAGAAACCAAAGAAAUUGCAAAAGGACCCAAAAGGGAGACUCACCAGCUAAAUGCAACAUGUUGACUUUGGACCCUGAUUUAAACAAACUAAUUCUAAAAGACAUGAGUAGACAAUAAGAAAUUUGCAAGAUUUCAAUGCAUAUUGGAAAAUAUGAAGGUGUGAUUGUUGAUUUGUUCCAUGAGACAAUACUACCACUCUGGUUAUGUUUUCAAGAAUGUUUUUUAGAUAUGUACUGAAGUUUUUGUGAAUAAAGUUUUUGUGAAUCUA